AUGCCCCGCCCCACGCAGCCAGGAUGGGCCCCCACCACCAGAGAGCCCCCGACCCCCAGUGGGGCAGAACCAAGACCGGCCCCCCAAGACCCAGCUCACAGAGCCCCCUUCGGGGAGACCAGCAAACAGGCCGCCACCAGGCCGGAGAACAACCAGCCCCCGAGUCCGAUGAGAGACCACCCUCCACAAGGGCAGAUGGGCACCGGGGGCCACACACCAGGAAAGAAGCUCGCCCACGACAGGGUGCGCCAGCCCCCUCACGCCACCCCCCACUCCCAGGGAGCGCCCCAGGCUACUCCAUGCCCAGCCCCUGACACGGGACUGCCCCGCCCAGGGACGGAGGAGGUAUCGUCCCCCACCCCAAGGCGGCCCGGGCAGCAGAGGUGGAACACCCAGCACCCGCCCCUAACACCCAACCCCCGUGUACCCACCCAUGAAAAAAUAAGGUGCCCAAGAAACAGGCAGGGUACCCUGCAGUCCCAGACACACAACCCAGAUCCCGAGCCGCAGAGAACGUGGACUGCUAGGGAGCAUGGAAACACGAGGCCAGCCCCCUCCCCCCACCACAAUGGCUGGACAACCCCAUCAAGGCAGACAAAGGAGCAGGAGAAGGGGAAAGCCAGCAAAUGA
This is a messenger RNA of Dunckerocampus dactyliophorus (ringed pipefish), 630 nucleotides long. RefSeq lists its product as uncharacterized. The transcript is spliced from 2 exons. The coding region runs from base 1 to 630 and encodes 209 amino acids. Lineage: Eukaryota; Metazoa; Chordata; Actinopteri; Syngnathiformes; Syngnathidae. The record is from RefSeq and is a predicted model, not a curated record.